AUGUCGGAUAUUCAAUUAAGCAAUCUUAAGUCUGGAGAAGGCUUAGUGGAGUCAUUCGACACUAUCGAAGUGACAAAUGACUCCAAAGUCGGUAACUCCUCCAGAGAUGGCCUUUUUCACAGAUUCGUCGACUCUUUCAAAAAACCAGAAGAGGUUGAAGUGACUCAGGACGACAUCGAACAACUGGACAACGAUGAGUUUGACAGUAAACACAAGAGUCUGAAGCAAAACAUUAAGCCUAGACAUGUUCUUAUGAUCUCACUGGCAACCGGUGUAGGUACCGGUAUGCUGGUCGGUAACGGUAAAUCCCUGCAUAACGGUGGUCCGGCCGGUCUGAUUAUUGGUUAUCUGAUUGUAUCCACCAUGUUGUACUGUGUUAUUCAAUCGGCCUCUGAAUUGGCAAUGAUUUAUACGUCUUUGUCGGGUGGUUUCAACGCCUAUCCUUCGCUACUGGUGGAUCCAGCAUUCGGAUUUUCCGUCGCAUGGGUGUAUUGCUUGCAAUGGUUGUGUGUUUUGCCCUUAGAGUUGGUGACUGCAUCCAUGACCAUCAAGUAUUGGAACACGUCGAUCAAUCCCGAUGCCUUUGUGGUGAUCUUUUACGUGGUUCUAGUUACUGUUAACUUUAUCGGUUCUGCUGGUUAUGCUGAAGCUGAGUUCUUUUUCAACACUUGUAAAGUAUUGAUGAUCAUCGGUUUCUUCAUUUUGGGUAUCAUCAUCAACUGUGGUGGUGCCGGUACUGACGGUUACAUCGGUGCCAAGUACUGGCGUGAUCCUGGUUCAUUUGCAGGUGAUAAGCCUAUCGAUCACUUCAAAGGUGUUGUCGGUGUUUUUGUUAAUGCAGCUUUUGCCUACGGUGGCUCGGAGUUUUCUGUUUUAACUGCCGCUGAACAAUCCAACCCAAGAAGAUCAAUUGCAAGUGCUUCGAAAAAGUUGCUAUACCGUAUCAUUUGUAUUUACUGUGGUACUGCUAUCUUAUUGGGUUUCCUAGUACCUUACAACUCCGAUGAAUUAUUAGGCUCUAGUGGUUCAGCAACGCAUGCUUCUCCAUUCGUUAUCGCUGUUGCAUCUCAUCACGUCAAGGUUGUUCCUCAUUUCAUCAACGCAGUCAUUCUUUUGUCGGUUUUGUCGGUUGCAAACUCUGCUCUAUAUUCUUCUUCAAGAAUCUUGUUGUCUUUGGCAGAACAAAACUAUGCGCCAAAGUUCCUAACAUACGUCGACAGAAGGGGAAGGCCUUUGUUGGGCUUAGUUGUAAGUUGCAUCUUCGGAUUGAUUUCAUUUGUGGCCGCAUCUCCAAAAGAAGAAACUGUGUUCACUUGGUUGCUUGCAAUUUCUGGUUUGAGUGAGCUUUUCACUUGGAGCGCAAUCGCACUAUCUCACAUCAGAUUCAGAAAGGCUAUGCAAGUACAGAACAGAUCCCUCGGAGAGUUGGGAUAUAUCUCUAAGACCGGUGUUUGGGGUUCUUACUAUGCUAUUGCAUUGAACAUUUUAAUCCUAAUUGGCCAAUUCUGGGUUGCUAUUGCUCCAAUUGGCGAAGGAAAACUAGAUGCAAAUGCCUUCUUUGAAAAUUACUUGGCAAUGCCAAUCUUGAUCUUCUUAUACCUGGCAUACAAGGUCUGGAAAAAGGAUUGGAAACUAGUUAUCCCAGCAGAGGAGAUUGAUCUCAUAUCGCAUAGGAAAAUUUUUGAUGAAGAGGUCUUGAAGAAUGAGCUCGAGGAGGAAAAGGAAAGAAUAAAGAACUCUUCGUUCAGCGUUCGUAUGAAUGCGUUCUGGUGUUAA
Molecule: messenger RNA, 1776 nt
Organism: Lachancea fermentati
Lineage: Eukaryota; Fungi; Ascomycota; Saccharomycetes; Saccharomycetales; Saccharomycetaceae
Source: the annotation of a GenBank genome assembly